Messenger RNA from Cornus florida, 543 nucleotides. RefSeq names its product SKP1-like protein 1A. The record is from RefSeq and is a predicted model, not a curated record. NCBI's taxonomy places the organism in Eukaryota, Viridiplantae, Streptophyta, Magnoliopsida, Cornales, Cornaceae. Bases 1 to 543 code for a protein of 180 amino acids. The transcript has a single exon. Gene Ontology annotation, biological process: SCF-dependent proteasomal ubiquitin-dependent protein catabolic process. Gene Ontology annotation, molecular function: cullin family protein binding. Gene Ontology annotation, cellular component: cytoplasm; nucleus.
AUGUCGACUUCAAAGAAGGUGGUGUUGAGAACCUUAGAUGGCGAGACCUUCGAGGUGGAAGAGGCAAUGGCGUUGGAGGUGCAGACUAUUAAGCACUUGGUUAAAGACGAUUAUGCCGAUUCCAUCAUUCCUCCGCCGAACGUAUCUAACAAGAUCUUGCCUAUGAUCAUCGAGUACUGCAAGAAGCACAUCGAGACCCCCAAGUCCGAAGACGAUGCUCUCAAAACCUUUGACGUUGACUUUGUCAAAGACGUAGAUCAGGCCACCCUUUUCGACCUCAUCUUGGGUGCAAACUAUUUGAAUAUUAAGAGCUUGUUAGAUCUGACAUGUCAAACAGUGGCGGAUAUGUUCAAAGGGAAGACUCUGGAGGAAAUUCGCAAGACUUUUGCCUGGGAUCAUUCAGACAUGGUAGGAAUCAGUUCUUCAAUCUCAUGCCAUAGCCUGAAGGUGGAUCCGGCGUUCAAACCAGUUAAGCAAAGACACAGAAGGUUCACUCUCGAGCGCAAUCAAAUCAUUGCUGAAGAAGUAAACAAACUGCUUUAA